UCGGGGGACACAUCCCCCCCGGCAGUCCCCUCCCAGCCUCGGGUACAUAAACCCGGCUGCAGCGCCGCUCCCGCCCGGCUCCAGCACCGACCAUGGGCCACCUGCAGCUCUGGCUGCUCGUCCUGGCCGGGAUCGCGGGGAUCGUGGCCCAGGAGGACCUUUACCGAAAGGUGUUCGUGUUCCGGAAGGAUCCCAGCGACGCCUACGUGGUGCUGCGAGCUCGGCUGGAGCAGCCCCUGCACAACUUCACCGUGUGCCUGCGCUCCUACACCGACCUCAGCCGGCCCCACAGCCUCUUCUCCUACGCCACCAAAGCCCAGGACAACGAGAUCCUGCUCUUCAAGCCCAAACCCGAGGAGUACCGCUUCUACGUGGGGGGAAAGUUCGUCACCUUCCGCGUCCCCGAGGGUGGCAGGGACUGGGAGCACGUCUGCGCCAGCUGGGAAUCCUCCACCGGCAUCGCCGAGUUCUGGCUCAACGGGAAGCCCUGGCCGAGGAAGGGGCUGCAGAGGGGCUACGCCGUGGGGGCCACGGCCGCAAUCCUGCUGGGGCAGGAGCAGGACAGCUUCGGGGGCGGCUUCGACCCCUACAACUCCUUCUCGGGGGAGCUGACCGACGUCUACCUGUGGGACACGGGGCUGUCCCCGGACAAGAUGCGCGCAGCUUUCCUGUCCCUGCGCCUGCCGCCCGCCCUGCUGGCCUGGAAGAGCCUCAGCUACGAGGUGAAGGGAGACGUGGUGGUGAAACCCCGGCUCCGGGAGGCGCUGGGGGCCUGAGGGCUGCGGGGUCUGGGG
Molecule: messenger RNA, 794 nt
Organism: Pseudopodoces humilis (Tibetan ground-tit)
Lineage: Eukaryota; Metazoa; Chordata; Aves; Passeriformes; Paridae
Source: RefSeq, a predicted model, not a curated record